CGCUCCAUUCCAGUGUUCUGAAGCCCAAAGCGUCCGAUCAAUCAGAGAAAAUCAUCCCUCCAUAUCUCUCCAGCUCUUCUUCCUCCUCCUCCUCCUCGUCAGCUCCCGAGUUCUUCCUGAGCGAAGCAAGCCAAGGCAAGCUAGGUAGCAGAUCCAAGAAGGAGAAGCGAUGUCGGACGUGACGGCGGUGAUGGAUCUGGAGGAGGAGGAGCCGCGGCUGUCGCUCCCGCCGGGCUUCCGCUUCCACCCGACGGACGAGGAGGUGGUCACCCACUACCUCACCCCCAAGGCCGUCAACAACGCCUUCUCCUGCCUCGUGAUCGCCGACGUCGACCUCAACAAGACCGAGCCGUGGGAUCUCCCCGGGAAGGCGAAGAUGGGGGAGAAGGAGUGGUACUUCUUCGUGCACAAGGAUCGCAAGUACCCGACAGGGACGCGCACCAACCGCGCCACGGAGAAGGGGUACUGGAAGGCGACGGGGAAGGACAAGGAGAUCUUCCGCGGCAAGGGCCGGGACGCCGUGCUCGUCGGCAUGAAGAAGACGCUCGUCUUCUACACCGGCCGCGCGCCCCGCGGCGAUAAGACGCCCUACGUCAUGCACGAGUACCGCCUCGAGGGCCAGCUGCCCCACCGCCUCCCCCGCUCCGCCAAGAACGAUUGGGCUGUUUGCCGGGUGUUCGACAAGGACUUGGCGGCGAAGAAUGCGCCGCCCCAGACGGCGCCGGCGGCCGUCGGGGUCAUGGAGGACCCGUACGCCUUCCUCGACGUCGACGACUUCCUCAACAACCCCGACCUGCUCAACAACGCCGACCUGCCGAUGCUCAUGGACUCCCCGUCAGGCGCCGACGACUUCGCCGGCGCCUCGAGCUCCACCUCCAGCGCCGCCGUGCCGUUCGAGCCGGACAUGGAGCAUCUUUCCAUCAAGACGGAGCCGCCGGUGCCGCAGCAGCAGAUGCAGAGCCCCAACUACUUCUACAUGCCGGCGGCGACGCCCAACGGCAACCAUGGCGGCGCCGGGUACUCACCCUACCAGGCCAUGGGGGACCAGCAGACCGCGAUCCGCAGGCACUGCAAGCCGGAGGCGGCGUCUUCGUCGGCGCUGCUGAGCCCUUCGCUGGGCUUCGACGCGGGGGCGCUCGCCGGCGCGGACACCUCGUCGUUCCUGAUGCCGUCGUCGCGGUCGUACCUCGAUCUGGAGGUCAUGGACUACUCCAACAUGUGGAAGAUCUGAUUGAAUCCAUCCAUCUCUCCGAUGGACUGGAGCGUCUCCGUUUGCUGGUAGCUAUAGAUGGUUAAUUUGGUUGGUGCUAGCUCUUGGAUUGAUUAGUUGCUUCAUUAACUUUGAUUAAGGAUUGGGUUAAUUAGGCGCGCGGCGAUGAUUCGAGGGGGAUCGUCGUGUGUUUGUUGUUGACGCGUGCAAGGCAUAAUGAUGGCCUGUGAGCGAGGGAGUGCUGAUUAAUCUUAAUUAGGGUGUGGUAUCAAACUGCUAGGAGGCAUCUGUAGUUUGUACAUAGGUACCGAAUUGCCAUCAUACAGUUCAGUGAUUAGGGGAUGAAUUGGAGGGUGAGAGAUAUACCGAGACCGACUUGAUUGAUGAAUCUGAUUGUGUGUUAAUUGAAAUGAAUUAUUCCCCUUCUAA
Aegilops tauschii subsp. strangulata is the source of this 1639-nucleotide messenger RNA. RefSeq names its product NAC domain-containing protein 92. NCBI's taxonomy places the organism in Eukaryota, Viridiplantae, Streptophyta, Magnoliopsida, Poales, Poaceae. Gene Ontology annotation, molecular function: DNA binding. The record is from RefSeq and is a predicted model, not a curated record. Gene Ontology annotation, biological process: regulation of DNA-templated transcription.